Molecule: messenger RNA, 1890 nt
Organism: Bathycoccus prasinos
Lineage: Eukaryota; Viridiplantae; Chlorophyta; Mamiellophyceae; Mamiellales; Bathycoccaceae
Exons: 2
Coding region: 1-1890 (629 amino acids)
Source: RefSeq, a predicted model, not a curated record
AUGGCGCCAUGGGGAAAACAAAGAGAUUCCGAGACGAAUAAAAACGCAUCAUCGGAAUCACUUUCAACGACUCCAAAUGACGACGUAAACGACGACGAACAACACGAACGAACGAAGAUGAACGAACAAAAUCAACGCUCGCAUUCGGUGGCAAAAGCAGAGAUGGGAGAAAAAACCCAACCGUGGACAAAACAGGAAGACUUAAAACUUCAGCACAUGCAAGAAAAAUACGGCAACAAAUGGGCGACGGUCGCGUCGCAGUUACCGGGACGGACCGGACAACAGUGCGCGCAACGAUGGCGACAUCGCGUCAAUCCAAACAUACGGAGAGAAAAGUGGACGAAAGAGGAAGACGAAAAGGUAAUUUUGAUGAUGUUUGUACUUUCUUUUUCACGCUUUAAAAACCAUCGUCAUCUCUCGCGGGAGUCGCGAGAGAUUCGGCGGUUCGAGCGACGAAAACGAGAGACAUCACUUAGUAGUACGAGCGAGCGCUCCCGCGGAGUCGAAACGUCUUACUUCGAGAUCGAGUCAACGGGAGGAACAGAAAACGCCAUUUGGGCGUUUGUUACUUUUUUUAACCAAAAAUUUGAUUUUUUUUUCUUCUUUUUGCGCUCAAAUUUGAGUGCUUUUGCUGACAAAAACUCUCCUUAUUUCUCUCUCUCUCGAACGAACAACACUACUCACACAUGUGUAACACAGUUAGCGAAACUGUACGACGAACACGGCCAAAGAUGGGCAAUUAUCGCGCGAUCUCUGAGCGGUCGAACCGAUCAGCAGUGCAUGGGCAGGUGGCGAAGACAUUUAGACCCGAGCGUCGAGCGAGGGAACUGGAAAAAGGAGGAGGACGAGCAGUUACGGAAAGCGUUCGAGACGCACGGGGCGAGGUGGGCGUUUCUCGCGAGGGAUAUCGAAGGGAGGACGGCGCAACAGUGUCGCGCGAGGUUUUAUCAGUUGAGGCAAAUUGAGGAAGAGCGAGAGGAGGAAGAGGAGGAGAAGAAGAAGAAGAAGAAGAAGAAGAGACAGACUUUCUCGGACGAAGAGGAGGAGAAGAAGGAGGAGGACGGAGCGAAGAAAGACGAAGAAGACGAAAAGAAGAGGAAGAAGAGGAAGACGAGCGGGAAAGAAAACGCGAAUACCAAUAGUAAUAACAAGAACGGCUCAAAAUCGAGCGCUACUAAAAUCGUCACCGUCGCGAAAGGAUCUUUAGCGGAAGCUUUCCCGCCGAUUACCGCUUCGAUGGAACAAAUAUCUCUCCGAGAGGAAAACGACGCCGCGAAGAAAGGGUCUCUCGAACCGACUCAGUUCGAUCAAGUGGCGGCGAUGAGUGAAAGCGCAGACAACGCGACAGCGAUGACGACGCCGGUGAAGAAGAAGAAUCCGGUGACGACUGGUACCGAGGACGGCGCGGAGAUCAAUGAAAAUCAUCAUCGAUUCUUUGCCCUAAAAGAUCCUUCGAAGAGCGUAAGCGCGCCUUCAACUCCAGAGGAGAAAGCCGAGAAGUCUCCUCCCGCGCGUUCGUCCCGAUCGACGAAGAAAACAACCCCAACUCUUCCCUCGGUAACUACGAAGAAGCGCGGCAAACUCUCCUCGACGACACCAACCAACACAGGCUCUAAUAACAACAAAGGUUCUAAUAAAUCAAAGACUAAGCCGAAAACGUCGAGAAGAACGCCCGAAAAACUCAACGGAGAAGGAGGACAAAGACGCCGAAAAACAUCCAUCAUCAAGAAGGACGCAUUCAGAGGCAUCGAAGACGACACGUUAACGCUCCUCUGCGCGGCCGCGGACAGACUGGAGAGCCUUUUCCCUCCCGCCGAACUCGGCGGCUCGGACGGGGCAAAAAAGGAAGAGGAAAACCUCAAAGCCUUUUACCGCGAUAGCGCGCGAUAA